UCGGCGUUCGAAACUCGGAACUAAUGUCGUGCGUGUUUUGGAAAAUUAACCAAUCUCAGUGCGCUAUCGGUGGUGUAAAUUGUGCGUAAACAAGCGCGGAACCGGUGCACUGUUCGUUGUGCAUGAGGUUUGAACCGGCCAGUGCCCGGUUUGGUGGCAAAAGAGCGCUGAAAAAGUGUCACUCUUGUGGGUGAAAAGUGAUUUCGGAAGCAGUAGCCAGCGGUGCGUGUUGUGGGUGCAAAGGUGCAAGAAACAAGUGGAAGGAAGGGUGUCGGCUCUGGCGUGUGAACUUGUGAAAAGAAAAGAGAAGCAAUCAAAGAAGAAGCCCUUGGUCAAAGCAGUGCGAAGAAAAAGGUCGUACAGCGAGCAGAAAGGGAAAGGGGCGAGGUACCAGCAAGCCACGGGAGCAGUAGAAGUUUUUCGUCUUACCGUAACGCUAACGACUCGUGCAAACAAUCCGUCAAGGCCGUCACUCGCAGUGCCGUGAGAGAACACACACCAACGAAUCUAAACUGGCGUUUUUAAGCAAGAACCCCUACCAGAACGGACAAGGACGAGCAGGAAUAUAACCACCAUCAAUGCAUAGUGAGGAUGAUCUAAUUGCCCGAGCACAACAACACAACCAGCAGCAAACGACGCAGCAGAUCACGACCAUCACAAAGGUCGUCCGCGAGGUGAAACAGUUGGGACCGGAUGGUGGACAACCGUUCGACUAUGUAGCAAUGCCUCUAGACAUGGGAACCGACGGUCAACCGAUCGACUACGUGUCGAUGCCGAUGGGGAUGUACACCACCCGGACGCAGUACUUGAACUUUAACCACAUGGACCAACCGGAGCAGCUGGUGGGCGGUGCGCCUCAGUCCCACCUGCAGCCCGGUGGAAAGGUGCUGGGUGGUGGCAUCGGAGCAGGCGGUGGUGGUGGUGGCGGCGGCGGAGGACCAGGAGGGAGUAUGGCGGGUGGUCAAGGCCACUACCAGGACUAUGAACACUACGCGCAGUACACGGACACCGGAUAUGAUCUGGGACAGCCGACGCACCAUCCGGGUCAUCACGCGCAGUCGUAUCUCGGUGACUAUCAGAUGAACGACCGCUCGAACACACCGCACACGUCGAGCGAGAACAGUGAAUCAUCCAUCCCGAUGCCGAUGGGUGUGGCGCAGCUGGGCAACCCUUCGGCGAACCUGCUAGCGGCGGGCCCGGGUGGCUACCUGCAGGGCCAGUACGACGAGAUGGGCGAGUACGUGAUUGCACCGUCACCCGGUGGACCCGUGGACCGGCUCUAUCCGGACAACCCGUCGGCCAUGGUGUACGGAUACGUUUCGACGCCACCCUACGGUACGAUCAGCUCGCAUAUGGAUCCGAACGGAGUCGGUGGCGUGGUGGAGCCGACGUACGCCACCAAACAGCAGCUCGCUUAUGAGGCAGCCACUGGACAGCAACGGGGAGCGGGAGGAGGUGGGAGUGUGAUGGCACCGGACGGAUCGUGCUACUACGAUGGCGGCGAUGACGAUCUGCACCAGCAGAUGUCGAACCUGCAGAUACAUAAUCACGUGUUUCUCCAGCACAUCAUCACAUCACCCGGUGGGGGUGGUGGCCGGGGAGGAGCGGGAGUUGCCAAUGGACCUGGCGAGGGCAGUGGUGGAGCGGGCGGCAUGCUCGAUCUGGACGAGCAGCGUCAGAUGAAGUGGCGCGAUCCGAAUCUCACCGAGGUGAUCGGCUUCCUGAGCCAUCCGAACAAUGCGAUCAAGGCGAAUGCGGCCGCCUACCUGCAGCACCUGUGCUACAUGGACGAUCCAAACAAGCAGCGGACGCGGACACUCGGUGGUAUCCCGCCGCUGGUCAAGCUGCUCGGGCACGAGAACACUGACGUGUUUCGUAACGCGUGCGGUGCACUGCGGAACCUGUCGUACGGGCGGCAGAACGACGAGAACAAACGUGCAAUUAAUGCGGCCGGCGGCAUCCAGGCACUGAUCCACCUGCUGCGCCGGACGGCCGAAUCCGACAUCAAAGAGUUGGUGACCGGCAUCAUCUGGAAUAUGUCGUCCUGCGAGGACCUAAAGCGAUUCAUCAUCGACGACGCGGUGGUGGUGAUCGUGUCGUACAUCAUCAUUCCUCAUUCCGGCUGGGAUCCGGCGAAUCCGGGCGAAACAUGCUGGAGCACGGUGUUCCGCAACGCGUCCGGCAUCCUGCGCAACGUCAGCUCGGCCGGGGAGUAUGCGCGGAAAAAGCUGCGCGAGUGCGAAGGCCUCGUCGAUUCGCUACUGUACGUCAUCCGGAUAGCGAUCGAGAAGUCGAACAUUGGUAACAAGAUCGUGGAGAAUUGCGUCUGCAUCUUGCGCAACCUUUCCUACCGGUGCCAGGAGGUGGAGGAUCCGAACUACGACAAGAACCCGAUCCCGCACCACAGUUCCGCCGAUGGUAGCGUCGGCGGUGGCGGCGGCGGUGGUGGCGCAAUCGUCAGUGCCGCUUCGUCCAAGGGCGAAAACUUAGGCUGCUUUGGGGCGAGUAAAAAGAAGAAAGAGCAGCAGGCAGCUGCAGCUGCUGCACAGCAGCAGGCGGCCGCGGACAAAGACCACUCGAGUUCGAACGGUGAUCCGGCGCGGAUGGCUUACAAAAAUACUGCCCAUUACAAAGGAGCUGAGCAGCUGUGGCAACCGGACGUUGUACAUUCUUAUCUUGCCUUACUGCAGAGCUGUUCGAACCCGGAGACGCUCGAGGCGGCGGCGGGCGCACUGCAGAAUCUGGCCGCCUGCUACUGGCAGCCGAGCAUAGAGAUCCGGGCGACGGUGCGCAAGGAGAAGGGCCUGCCGAUCCUGGUGGAGCUGCUGCGCAUGGAGGUGGACCGGGUGGUGUGCGCGGUAGCGACCGCCCUCCGAAAUCUAGCUAUCGACCAAAGAAACAAGGAGCUGAUCGGCAAGUACGCGAUGCGCGACCUGGUGCAGAAGCUUCCGUCUGGCAAUCCGCAGUGCGACCAGGGCACGUCCGACGACACGAUAGCGGCCGUGCUGGCCACCCUGAACGAAGUCAUCAAGAAGAACGCCGAAUUCGCACGUUCACUGUUGGACGCGGGCGGUGUCGAGCGGCUGAUGAACAUGUCGCGCCAGAAGCUCAAAUAUACGCCGCGCGUGCUUAAGUUUGCCAGCCAGCUACUGUUCACCAUGUGGCAGCAUCAGGAUCUGCGCGAUGUAUACAAGAAGCACGGCUGGAAGGAGCAGGACUUCGUGACGAAGACGAUCGCGUCACGCAACCUCAACAGCAGCAACGGCGGCGGUGGCGGCGGCAGCAGCUACAGUGACAACUCGCCCAACUCGCCCAACAACACACUGAACCGUCCGAUGGCGUCGCAGAGCGGCACCAGGUACGAAGAUCGCACCAUGAAGCGCCAGCAGGCGUCCUCGUCGGCAAACAAUGGUGGGCAGGCGAUGUCAUUGCCGCCCGGUGACGGCACGAUCAAGAUGGGGAGAUGAACGAAUUCGCCGGCAACCGAUAGGACUGGAUAGCGCUCCAUUGUGACUUCUUGACACAGCUUGCAAGAGAAAUAGCAGAAGAAAAAACAAGAGAAGGAAUGGAUAGUUGACAACAUUCAUGCUAAACAAUGAUAAUGAUGAUGCCACCUGGUCGAGUUUGUGAAAAUGUUUGCAAAAGUGUUCCGACGACUCAUCAGCUCGAUUCCGAGAGCACACGACACGCGCGGCGAUAUGGCCGCGGGCCUGCAGGCUCCUUUAUCGCCCCCAGACAAUACGGGGGGAGAGGUUACCGAUUGGAUUUGGCUAGUAGUAGUAUUUCUUUCUGUUCAAUGCACCACUGGCUUCCAAACUCAAAUCUCUUCCGCACUCACAUAUACACACACCCACACACACAUACUCACACGCGUGAAUUCAGGGCAAAAUCCUACUCGAAUGUUUCUUCAAUAUUACUCUCAAAAAUAAUGGCUGAAAAAGUACGUCACACAUUCGUAGAUAGUUGUUAGCUAAACCAGAGGCCAAGGGGGUUAGGAACAGUGUACGAGUAAACAUCAAAGUACAGUAAGCGAUAAAUGAAUCCUUUGGUAAAAUGUUUCCAUCUCAAAUAUUCAUACCUGGUUCCCUUCGCAUGGAUGUAGUCGGAUUAGGCUCUGAGGUAGCAUCAGGUAUGUGAGAAUACGCAAAGCAAGCCGUGCAUGACAAUGAAUGUACCUGCAUAUUUGGUGCGGGUUCUGGUGCUUCUUUGUUUUCGCCAAUCUUUUCGAAGGUGCUGCAAAACUGUAGUGCAUUUUACUUUUUCUUAACUGGGGUUUUUGCAAGGAAUGUUAACAGUUUUUUUUUCAUAUUGGACAAAACUAAAAAUAUCUUUCUCUUCGUCCUCACUUCACUCUCCUUUGUUGUUAAAUCUUCUGAAACUAAUUACUCAGCAAACCACUUGUCUUACACAGAAAUAGAACUUAAAGAAAAACAAAGAUAUCCAGCCAGCAGACCAGUAAAACUGUUCCUCGUCUGCAAGUAUUAGUAGCUUAGAAAGUCCAAGCAUGCCAUGGAACUAAAAAUUCUCUUUGAAGUACUUCAAGUAUAGUUCACCGAUCGCGGUUUGUUUCAAUUUUAAAGGACAGAUAUUUAAAAAAAGAAGUGCGGUAAAUAUAAUAUCCUACCCCGAUGUGGAAAGAUUGUGAUAUAAGAAAUGGUUGCGAGCUGCUUGUAGUAUAAAAGAAGAAUUUAGCAAACGUGGAAAACUCUCUAGCCUUCAUAUUCGAUUCAUGCUCCACUAUUCACUACCUUCAUCUACCAUAUGUUUUCUGUUAUUUCUAUUCCUAGCAAAACAGUUUUGUGCAGUUGCGUUGCGCUUCCAAAAGCCAUGACCAUGAUGGAAAUAUAUUUACUGUUUGUUUUUCUUAUCCACGGCUCGAAAUUAAAACUGAUAUAAAAUUCUUUCAGCAAAGGUUAUAAAAAGGAAUAGUGCAAGUAUUUGCAGUAACUUUAAAAACGCAUACGAUCGUCAUUACCUUAGCCUUGCCGGCAAAAAACGAACCUUAAAUAAGAGAACCAGCUGCAAGCAUCAGAUUUGGCAACAUUCAAACCACAAGUUUGGAAUAGGAAUCGGAUUUCGUAUAAGCAACAUACCAAAUUAUCAGUUUAUAACAGGUUUUCCGUUUUGCUCAAAGACUUAAAAGUACAUAGAUUGCUGGCCAGGUGGUAAGAGGAGUAUAAAAAAACGAAAGUAAGGGAGGAAAAAAGUGCAAGCGUGGUUGAAAUUGGAACCAGAACGAAAAUUACGACCUAGGACGACAGUGGAAUAUAAACAACAAAAUAAUACCGUAACAAGUCAUUUAUACACACAUCUUAGCGGAAAACAAUGAUCAAUGUUAUUCACGAAUGCAUAUUUAUAAUUACUUCACGCAUUGCAGCAAAAGGGGAAUUCAUUUUCUAGUAGAGAUAAAAACCAUGCUCCAUAUUCCAUACCAGAUCUCGACCGCAAAAAAGGGUAAAACUAAAAAGCAUGUAAAACGGUAAAUGCUGACGAGAGUAGCACGUGCAACACCAUUAAAUUGAACAAAGUUUCAAAACAUGAUGACUCAGCAAAAAUCGGAAAAAGCUUUGCAAAACGGGAAUGCGAAUUGUGUGAAUCCAUGGGAACAGAGUUUGUGUACGUACAGUUUAAAAAAAUGCCAUCAGCAUACUUCGACCGCGCAGUGCACUGCGAAGUAGCAACUGGCCCGAGGUAGAGCAAAAUUUCAUACACUCAUAUAAUAAUUAUACAUAAAUAUAAAUAUAUACAACAAUCCAUUUUUAAUCCUCGCUCGCAUCGAUAGUGGAACUAGAGGACAGAAGGAAAGGACACACAAGAUAAACACAAAAAACUAUACUAGCUCAAAGACGACAUGGUAGAGAGAAGAAAAACAAACAACAACAAAAAAUGAACAUGUACGAAUAAUUCAAACUGCUAAAAAAGGGUAACAGAACAAAAGAAAACAAAAAAACAUAAAAAAGCAUGAAACGUAGGAUAAAACUAGUAGGACAUAUACCAAAUUUAACAAUAGGAAACAUUAUUAAACAAAACAAGCAAAAGGGAAAACUGAAUUUUAGCGGUCUCUUUCCCUGGGACUGUUUAGCAAUCACGAACAUAAUUCAAUAUACCGCACGUUAACCACUCUGAAUCACUCAACCGUUUUAUUGUUUUCCUUUUCUAUAACCCAUUUACACAAACACAAUAACGCCUCGAUAACAUACGGAAAAAGGCAUGGAAAUUGAGCAGGCAAGCAGGUUUGCGGGAAAUCUAUCAAACAAACCAAAUAUUCAACAGCAAAACAAGGGAUAAAGAAUUGCAAAUGGAAAUGAAACUUCUUUCGAACGAUUUCUUCGCUCCUUCUCAAUUGAAUCGUGAAUCUGAAUGUAGAAUGUUAUUAUAAAAUUCUCAAACUCAAAACAAACGAAAAUAUCGUACCGUUUGAACAGUGCGAUUGUGUGUGUGCGUGUGUGUUUGCUUGAGUGUAUGUGUGAAGGAGCGUGUGUCUGUGUGCGUGCGUAUGUGUGACUGUACAACCCACAAGUUAGCCGGCAAGGAAUAUUGAACUCAAACAUUGGUGGAUCGUGAAAAACGCUAGAAGCGUAGCAUUACGAAACGAGUGUUGGAAAAAGUAAAGGGCAGCAAACUGGCAAAAACAUAGGAAAGGAUAGAAGACUUAGAACAAAAGCUAGACUAGGAGUAUACAAAUAACACAACUAAUUGAAAGCAGUCAUUUACACCAUGAAAACCAGGUACGAGAGAGAUUCGAACAGAAAUAAUACAACACUACAAUGACUACGCUGAACACGAGGAACCACGCGAAGGAUGAGGGGUAGCACGUGGUCGCCCGGAACCGAGGCAACACACGAACAGUACGAAUGAAUCUUCAUUGAUAAAUAACACGAUUUUAUGGUCAAUUUUAUCAUAUAAAUAUACACGAUCAUGCAACACUCGCUAGAAAAUAAUAACAAGGGCCACGGAACAAUGAAACAAAACGCCCUCGGGCACUGACGCUAAGCUUCGGCCGUUUGGGUAACCGAUAGAAAAGCUAGAAGAAGGAACAUGUUGCCAUAAAGACGUACGUUCUCCUCCGCGUGGACGAGGACGUGGUCCCACGCACGCACAGAGACACAUAGACCACCACAAAACUCCUAACGUAGACCAGUUCCGUCUCUCGAAGAGCUUGUCCUGGUGGUUGAUACCCUCAACGGUCGGCCAUUUUGGAGCGGGCGGACGAUGCACCAGAAAACACAUGAAACAAUCCUGCCCAGAGAGAAGGACAGUUGAUAGUGACUUGCCUGGUUCUGGUUUUCGUUUCCAAAAAAAUGUUGACAGAAACAAAGGUAGAUCAUGCAUUGGCGAACCAUAGAGAGCGCGGGUAAUAGAAGAUAUGACGUGGGGACACACAGUACCGUGGAACGGAUAGUCAAGUUGUAUAGCCCGUAUGUUGUUCCUGUUUUCAAGUCCUUUUUACUUUUGGAAUUAAACAAAGAAGGAU
This is a messenger RNA of Anopheles coustani, 7474 nucleotides long. RefSeq names its product catenin delta-2 (gene p120ctn). Gene Ontology annotation, biological process: cell-cell junction assembly; cell-cell adhesion. The transcript is spliced from 4 exons. Gene Ontology annotation, cellular component: nucleus; plasma membrane; cytoplasm. Gene Ontology annotation, molecular function: cadherin binding. Lineage: Eukaryota; Metazoa; Arthropoda; Insecta; Diptera; Culicidae. The record is from RefSeq and is a predicted model, not a curated record. The coding region runs from base 579 to 3467 and encodes 962 amino acids.